AUGGCUUUGAAAAAAGUCAGAGGCAACAUUGAGAGGAUGUUUGAUAAGAAUUUAACUGAUCUUGUUCGGGGCAUACGAAACAGUAAGGAAAAUGAGGCCAAAUACAUUGCACAGUGUAUGGAAGAAAUUAAACAAGAAUUACGACAAGAAAAUGUGGCAGUUAAAGCAACAGCCGUGGCCAAACUUACAUAUCUACAAAUGUUGGGCUAUGACAUAAGUUGGGCAGGGUUUAACAUCAUUGAAGUUAUGAGUUCUUCAAAGUUUACUUACAAAAGAAUUGGAUAUUUAGCAUCAUCUCAAAGUUUCCACACUGAUACGGAUUUACUUAUGUUGACAACAAAUAUGAUACGCAAGGAUCUGAAUAGUCAAAACCAAUAUGAUGCUGGUGUUGCUCUUUCUGCACUUGCUUGUUUUAUUAGUCCAGAUCUAGCAAGAGAUUUGGCAAAUGAUAUUAUGACAUUGCUAUCAUCAACAAAGCCUUAUUUGAGAAAAAAAGCUGUGCUUAUGAUGUACAAGGUAUUCCUUCGUUUCCCAGAAGCAUUGCGACCAGCUUUUCCUCGUUUAAAAGAUAAAUUGGAAGAUAUGGAUUGUGGUGUUCAAUCAGCUGCUGUGAAUGUGGUUUGCGAAUUAGCUAGAAAGAAUCCAAAAAAUUACUUGAGUUUAGCUCCAGUGUUUUUCAAAUUAAUGACAUCAUCUACCAACAACUGGAUGUUGAUCAAAAUUAUAAAACUGUUUGGUGCGCUGACUCCACUGGAACCACGGCUUGGGAAAAAACUUAUAGAACCUCUUACUAAUUUGAUUCACAGUACUUCUGCAAUGUCUUUGUUAUAUGAAUGUAUCAAUACCGUGAUUGCUGUGCUUAUCUCAAUUUCAUCUGGUAUGCCAAAUCAUAGUGCUUCCAUUCAAUUAUGUGUCCAAAAAUUAAGAAUAUUAAUUGAGGAUUCUGACCAAAACUUGAAAUACUUGGGUCUAUUAGCUAUGUCUAAAAUUCUAAAAACCCACCCUAAAUCAGUUCAAGCGCACAAAGAUUUAAUUAUGGUUUGCUUGGAUGACAAAGAUGAAUCAAUUAGACUUAGGGCAUUAGAUCUUCUUUAUGGAAUGGUUUCUAAAAAAAAUUUAAUGGAAAUAGUAAAAAAACUUAUGGUUCAUAUGGAUAAAGCAGAAGGUACAAUUUAUCGGGAUGAGUUACUUGUGAAGAUAAUUGACAUAUGCUCUCAAGAUAAUUAUCAUUUUAUCACAAGUUUUGAAUGGUAUGUCAGUGUCUUAGUUGAAUUGGCUCGAGUGGAAGGUAUGAAACAUGGUCCAUUAUUAGCGCAUCAAAUGUUAGAUGUUGCUGUCAGAGUUAAAGCUAUUAGGCCAUUUGCUGUAAGUCAAAUGACUCUACUUCUUAAUAAUGCUCAUAUGUUUAUGCAACCUUCUGGUGGUUCAAAUAUGGCUCAUGUACUUUAUGCAGCAGCUUGGAUUUGUGGAGAAUACGCCCAUGAACUAGAAAAACCCGAAGAAACUCUUUUCUCAAUGCUGACUGGUAAAGUACAUUCACUUCCUGGUCAUAUUCAGGCUGCCUAUGUUCAAAAUAUUAUGAAAGUAUUAUCUAUAAUAUUGUCUAAAGGAGAUACUCAACAUUCAAUCAAGGUGUGCAAACGAGUGUCAGAUAAAUUGGCUCAGUAUGUCUCUAGUGGAGAUCUGGAAGUUCAAGAACGUGCAAGUGCAGCGUUGCAAUUAAUAAGUUAUAUUCAAAAAGAAUUAGAAAAUGGUGAUGUUGAUGAUAUAGCUAUUCAAGUAGCUUAUCUAUUUAAUGGUGAAUUGAACCCAGUUGCACCUAAAGCGCAGCGAAAAGUUCAAGUGCCAGAAGGAUUGGAUUUGGAUGUGUGGAUCAAUGAGCCAUUGCAAAGUUCUUCAGAAAGUGAUGAUGACAAUCAGUCAGAUGACCAUAACAAUUUUUUCAAUUUAGGUGGUUUUGAUAAGAAGGAAGAAGAAGAAAACACACCUAACACUAUAGAACAAGCUGAAAAGAACAAAAAAGCUCGACUCCAAGAACAAGAAAAUAAUCCUAAUUAUUUGAAAUUAAAUUCUAGCAAUGAUCAAACUUUAGAUAUUCCUAUUACAUCCAUAGAUCUGCCUACCUCUUUAAAUGUAUCUGGUUUUAUAUCAUCUGAUAAAUACAUAAAAGCAAAGAAAUCUAAAAAGGACAAAAAAAAAUCUAAAAAAAAAAAAAAAGGGCAUAAUAAUUUUGAUGAAGAGGAAGAAGAACCUGUAAUUGAGAUGAUUGUCAAUCGAGAUAUUGGGGAAAUGCCAGAUGGAGCCGAAGAUUCCGAUGGAGUAGUAGAUGUACAAAAAGAUAUAAAUGACCCUCAUACUGCCUUAGAUAUUAACUUGGAUGUUCCUGAAAUUGAAAGUACACCACCAGUUGAAGAGAAAAAAGAAAAACACAAGAAAAAAAAAAAGGAGAAAGAGAAAAAAAAGAAAAGUGAAAAAUCUAAAAAGUCAAAAAAAUUAGAUAAAAGUGAUCAACAACUAAUUGAAAUUAAACAAGGUUAUGAAGAAGCAUUGGGAAUUUGCACUCCAUCAAAAGAAAUUGUACAAGCUGAAGAUUUGUCAUUCAGCAAAUUAGCAAUGGAUAAAUACGUACUAUUGGAGUACAAAAUAGAUCCUAAAAAUGAAUUAAUUAAUUUCGCGACUGUCUUCUUUCGUCUUACAAAUAUUGGUAACAAUUGUUUGAUUAAAAACAUUGAAAUAGAUGUGAAUAAUUCUACUGCGAUUCAAUUUUUAGAUGAAAAAAACGAAUCAUUAUCAUGGUAUAAACACAGUAAUAGCAUUCAGUGUGGUUCAUUAACGGAAUUUGAUUUAUCCCUUAGAGUAGAUAAUAUAACUAUUCCUAAUAUUCUUCGAGGUACAUUGACAUAUAUGGCACAAAUAUUUCAAGAAGACAAUUUUCAUCAAGAUAAAUUAGACUGGCGAUUAACUGUAGCGGUGUCAGAUAUGUUUCUUAAAGCUCCCCCAUCUGUACCCUUGGUUGAACUACUUUGCAAUGGCCAGCUAGUUUUCAAAUCAUCUAUAAUUUUAAGUGGCACAAAUUUCAACCAAGUUAUAAAUUGGUUUUCUACUAAAUUGCAUUUAGUGUUAGUGGAACGAGUUGGUGAAACUGCAUCAUUAUACGGUUCUACAGCAUCAAGUGAACAGCUAUGUCUCUUGGUAAAAUCUAAUUCCAACAAUGUUUCCGUUGAGGCAAAAUGUACAUCACAAACAUUAGUUGAUAAUUUAAUGAGUGAAAUAAAAUCUACUUAUAAUAUAUAAAAUUAUAUUAUAUUAUUACAAUUUUAUUUAUUAUUUGAUCGACUAAUUUAGAUAAUGAAAACAUCAAAUACUUUGAAAUUCCAGUUAACUCUCAGGUUAUUUAAAAAUUGUUAAU
Sipha flava (yellow sugarcane aphid) is the source of this 3409-nucleotide messenger RNA. RefSeq names its product AP-3 complex subunit delta-1 (gene garnet). Lineage: Eukaryota; Metazoa; Arthropoda; Insecta; Hemiptera; Aphididae. Gene Ontology annotation, biological process: anterograde synaptic vesicle transport; protein targeting to vacuole; neurotransmitter receptor transport, postsynaptic endosome to lysosome. The transcript has 19 exons. The record is from RefSeq and is a predicted model, not a curated record. Gene Ontology annotation, cellular component: AP-3 adaptor complex; terminal bouton; membrane coat. Bases 1 to 3294 code for a protein of 1097 amino acids.